Abrus precatorius (Indian licorice) is the source of this 3648-nucleotide messenger RNA. RefSeq lists its product as uncharacterized. NCBI's taxonomy places the organism in Eukaryota, Viridiplantae, Streptophyta, Magnoliopsida, Fabales, Fabaceae. Bases 566 to 3361 code for a protein of 931 amino acids. The record is from RefSeq and is a predicted model, not a curated record. The transcript has 5 exons.
ACUGCAGGAUGCUAGAUUGUGUGGAUCCAUGCGCGUGGGUGUCUUUUUCGUCUUAUCCACGCGCUGUGGCACUCGCUUCUCUCAACCAGCCUCUAUCUCUGGCACUGCACAGAGAGAGACAAGAAAAAGCUCUGUUUCUGAUUGUUUUCAGCUGUCGAAAACCACGUCGUUUCAUGCAAAGUAGCGUUCUUUUGCAGCACCUUUUUGUGCACACUCUCACUUGUUUCCUUCCUCUUGUCUCUUCCCUCCUUCUUCUCUUUCCCGCGUGUCGUUUUUCCAGCUCAAGUGUCGUUUUCUGCUCCACCCUCCAUGCCAUUGCGUGUUUGUUCAAUGAUCAUGCUGUGUCUUUUGUGGGUGUCGUUUUUGUAGGAGUGUGUUUUUGUCUCUAUGUUGCUGAGGCUCCAAAAGUUUUGAAUUUGGAGCGAGGUUGAAAAAUGCGAUUUUAAAAAAAAUGAGGUUUGGAUAAAUGGAGAUACAUUUUGGGUGCUUCAGUUUGGAGUGAAAAGUUUAUCUUUUUUUUUUACUUUGUUUUUGGAGUGUUACUUUGUUGGUGAGUGUUGUAGAAAUGAAUGAUACUAGUGGAAAGGGUUCUUCUUGUUUGGUGUUGACGGAGAAGAAGAAGAAUCAAAGUCUUGGUGGUUGCAUUGGUAUUUUCUUUCAGUUCUUUGGUUGGAACAAAAGACUCACUAAGAAGAGGUUCUUCUCAAAGAAACUUUUGCCUCCUGCUCAUGCAAAAGAAGCUUCUUCAAACACGUUUAAAGGAGAUGAGAAAAUGCCAAAUUCUAAGCUUCACUUGAUUGCUAGUGAGAACAAUGGAGGUUUCCCGAGUGCCAAAAAAGGUGGGAAUGGUGGUGUGGAGGCAGAACAGAAGCAUGAAAAGACAGUUCCGGGUCUGGUUGCAAGGUUGAUGGGUCUAGAAUCUAUGCCACCUUUACAGCAAGAUAAGUCCUUGGAAUUUUCAUUUUCUGAUUCUUGCGGUGAUGAACCUAAUAAUGAAGAGGUGGAUUUGGAAAUAGUUUUUGCAAAUUCAAAAAAGCAUGAUUCAUCAAGACCUCGGAAGAUUCAGAAAACGGGAAAGCAUGAGAGAAGGAUAGUAGUGACGAGGUUUGGAUCUGAGGCAUUGCAAAUUAAGAAAGUUUUGUCACGAGCUAGAAAGUAUAACGAUCACCGUCAACACAAACUUGUUUCUCCUUUGAAGAGUCCUAGAAUAGCUUCUAGAAAGAGCGCAUCUCGGCGCUCUAGGCUUAUAGGAGCAGCUACUAAGAUCCUGGAACCUGGAUUGCAGGCCACAAGCAGAGCCAAAUGUUCUCUUCCAUCUUCCACUUCCAUUAAUUAUAGCAUUGUGACAGAAAGGGUAGGAACUAGGCCAUUAGAUGUGAAAUAUCAAUGUGGUUAUGAUGACAGCACAGGUAAGUCUUUGAUGGGACAUGCUUAUUGCAGAAGUUGUGGUAAUUUGCUUGAUGCUGUUGAUUACAGGCCUGAGGUUGAGGGACAGCAAGUUGUGUUCACUUCCUCUUUGGAGAAAGCAAAGUCAUUUAUCCCCUCUCAUGAAAAUGAUGUUGUUCUCUUGAGAAGCAACUCAAGCAAGGAGAAGCUCAUAACUCUUGUUAAUGAAGAUAAAAAUAAUGUGCAGUAUUGUAAUGAAUCCUCUACCAGAAGAAUGUCUUUUCUUGCCGAUAGGGAUUCAUCAUGUCAACCAUGUGGAACCCUUGAUGACAAUGACGAGGAGGAGGCAUCUUCUUGUUCCUUCAAAUGCAAAACUCAAACACAAGUACAGGCAUUAAGCCGUGAAAAAAUUUCAUAUGGAUCAAGAGUAAGUAAUGUGCAAGUGAAGAGAGUAUCAUCAGCUGCCAGUGCUGUGAGAGGGACUAAAGACUUAGUUACUUUGAAUAGAAGCCUAAGUGGUAGAACUAGCAUGAGGUCUCCAACCGAAGUGGAUAGUUCCAAAUUUGAUCUAGAGAGAAAACCUCCUAAGAGAUAUGAUUCCUCGUCUCCUGUAAGAACCUUUGAGAGGAAAAUGACCCCAAAUGUAUCACAAGUUGGAGGCACAGCUUCCAGUAAUUUGGUUACAGUGAAACAAGGAAAUGUUAGUUCUGGUGCAAGGGGAGGUACAAUAAGGGGUUUUGAUGCUUCCUCUCGAAACAGUUCUAAUGCCAAAAGUAAACAAGAUGGUCAGCGAAAUACAUAUAAGGUUGAUGAAAAUAAGGUCAAUGAGGUUGUUUCGUUUACCUUUAAUUCCCCUUUUAAGCAAAAGAUAAUAAUACCCGGUGAAAAGGGAGACACAAGCAGUGAUAAUGUCAUUACGACUUGUUUCCAAAGACCUCCACCCUUAACAUCAGAUGCUUUUGGUUCCUUUCUAGAACAGAAGUUGAAGGAAUUAAGCACUCAAGAAAAUGAGUUGGACACUGAUGGUCCAUCGAAAAAAUCAAUUACCAUGAUUCUUCAAGAACUGUUAACUGUGCUUAAUUCAAGGCAUCUAACUUGUUCCAAUGAUCAUAUAUCCAAUGACAAGUAUAGGGAAAAUCAUGGAAUGUUAUUAGGAACCUCUUGCAGUGAUAAUCAUCUCAGUCCUGGAUCAGUUCUUGAAGCUUCCUUUUCUUCCAGUAGUCUGGAUGAAAGCUCAGGGCACGGUUUUCACCUUCACUACUAUAUGAAUUGCUCAUACGAUCAACUGGAACAGUUGGAACAUGAUAUUGAACUUUUAGAUUCUGCAACUUCAUUCAACAAAGGGAAGAAAGGUUAUGAGAUACUGACUGAACUUAUCAACCAAGUCCCUAGGAUAUUGCAAAGUUUAAAUUCUUUUAGGAUAGGAUUGACAGAAAGCAAGCUUACCCAUGUGAAAGAUGUUAUCCUCAAUACUGAAUUGGUUCUUGGAAAUGCUAUUGAGCACAGUGAGGAUGAAGUGCCUCAACUUCUCAUUUCUUACUUUCUUCUGGAUGAACUAGACACCAUGCCAAGUAAUGCUAUGUGGACAGAUCUUAAUGGAUAUGUGGGUUGUGAGGAAUCUAAAGAGGGAAACCAACUUAAGGCAUUUGUAUUUGAUUGUGUAAUAGAAUUUCUAGAAUCAAAUUGCUGCCAAUAUUAUCACAGUGUAUUCAAGGCAAAGUCUGCAUGGAUAAAGUUGCCUUUAUGCAUGAAAGCCAAGAUGUUGGUUCAAGAGUUCAAGAAUGAGAUUAAGAAGUGGGCAUGCGUAGCUGGGCUGAUACCAGAUGAAAUAAUAGAAUGGGAGAUGAGUCACUCCUUAGGGAAAUGGACUGAUUUUAAUAUUGAAGCAUUUGAGGCUGGUGUUGAUAUAGAUGGGGAUGUUCUCCAAGUUUUGGUUGAUGAAAUUGUUCAAGACCUUUUAGAUUUCAGCCAGUGAACCAUUUGAAUAUAUCUAGUUCAUGGUACUAAAAUUCUUCUAAGCUGGUCAUGCAACAUAUCACCAGUAAUUUCUCUUAUCUUUUGUUUUGAUCCAAGAAUCAUUGUAUACGUUGUUGUACAAAUAGAUUAAUGGUAUUUUUAAUGGGGCCUCUGGAGAUCAUCUGGAUAACUGAAUAGAUAGCAUCCAAGUAUGAUGGUCUUUAUUAUUAAUUUUUUGCAUGUGUAAUUUGGCCAAAAUUCUCACCAAUAUUAUUAGUGCUUUAAUUAUAAACUUGAGCUGAUGAU